Messenger RNA from Hylaeus volcanicus, 2248 nucleotides. Its product is annotated as DNA mismatch repair protein Mlh3-like. The record is from RefSeq and is a predicted model, not a curated record. Gene Ontology annotation, cellular component: mismatch repair complex. Gene Ontology annotation, biological process: mismatch repair. Lineage: Eukaryota; Metazoa; Arthropoda; Insecta; Hymenoptera; Colletidae. Gene Ontology annotation, molecular function: ATP hydrolysis activity; ATP-dependent DNA damage sensor activity; ATP binding. The transcript is spliced from 7 exons. The coding region runs from base 75 to 2240 and encodes 721 amino acids.
GUUGGAUUUAUGAAUCUGAGCGAACAUUUUAAAGAUAUUUCGAAUUGUCUUAGUUUAUUCCUAAUAAUAUUAAAAUGGAAACAUCAAUAAUUGCAAUGUCGAACGUUACAAGUCUACCAGAAUGUAUACUAGAAUUGGUAUUGAAUUCUUUAAACGCAAACGCUACGUCAAUUGCAAUACGAAUUCACGGGGAACAACGUAAAAUUCAAGUAAUAGACAAUGGUAGAGGGAUAUCUAGAGAUACACUAGAAGAUAUUGCAGAGUACAACGAGCAAAGAAAUUGUUGGAGUAUACUUGACAUUUGUAAUUUAAAAAAACAAACACUUGUUAACAUUCGCAGAUUGUCCAAUGCCAUGUUAAUUACUUCUAGAUACUAUAAUUCAUUUAAAACGUAUAUAAAGAUUUUUAAAAUGUACCAAGCUCCAAAGACUGUUAAAACUCAAAGAAGAAUAUCUCAUGGUACUACAAUAAGCAUUUAUGGAUUUUACGAAUUAUCAUUGAAUAUGUGGGACGUACCUUUAAUGUGCCUUCUAAUUGCAAACAUUGCCAUGGUUAAUUUGCAGGUUUCAUUUUCCAUCAGAGAUGAUCAACAAAAAAAAGUUAUUUUAAGAAUCACCAAGCAGCAUAGGCCAAUAGAAAUUUUUAAAUUUUUAUAUAACAAAGAAAUAUCAAUUAAUAAUUUGCUAUACAUUAAAAAUACCAAAGAAUCUGAUGCUAAAUUUUGUGCGUACAUUGGUUUGACUAAUACUGAAUUGAGUGCUAAACAGUAUGUGUUUUUAAACAAUAGAUUUGUUCAUUGCCCAUUAAUUUUGCAAAUGAUCUCAGCUAUCUUUAUCAAUACACUGCAUAAUUUUGCAAGAAAACAUUAUUGGAAAAUACCAAAGAAAGAAACAAUUUUUAUUUUAUUGUUUAUUACAUGUGAAGAAUAUUUUUUUACCAUUGAAAAAGGAAAGAAAACUUUGGUUUUACCUAUUCUUCAAGAUUUACUACAUACCGUUCAGAGUGCAAUAGUGAAUAUUUUUGUCGAGAAUGCUAUGCCUCCUUUUAAUAGUGAUUCGAAUCAAAUUAUUGAACAUAGGAUUUACAGCUGCAUAAAUCAUUUGACUAAAACGUCCAAACAGGGCUGCAUACUGCACUCGUUGUGUAAUAUUAUUAAAAAAAAAAUUACAGAGAUAGAAGUUCGACUGAUUCAAGGCAAUGCAGUUGAUAAACGAAACGUCUCUAUAGUAAAAUCUUGUGAACAACUGAAGCUUAACAACAUUCUUACACAAAAAGAAUGGAAAAAUAAUGAAACAGGAUAUGAAAUAACUACGAAUCAAUUAAAAUCAAAUGAAAUAACUAACACCGUUCAACUGUUUACUCCUGUUUCACAAACUAAUAAUGUAACGAAAGAAACUGUUACAUUGACACUUUCUGAAUGGUCUAAUUGGACUUACCUUAAUAGUGGAUCGCACACUGUAAAUAAGAUAAAUAAAUUUAAUAACAACUCUCGAAAUUUUUAUAAGCAUUUCGAUUUCUUGCCACUUAAAUUGCAUAAACUAUUACGUGGCAUUUCGAAACUGACCAAGACUGAUACUUACAAUGAAUCUUGUGAGAGUAUAUUUUCAGUCAAAUUGAAGUAUGGAUUGCCAAUACAAUAUACGUUGCUUCAUCAAGAGAUGGGUGUACGUCCGUGUAAAAACGUUCAAAGGUUCCGUGAAUUCAGAUUGAAGAAGGAUCUCCUGAAAUUCGUAACAAUAUUAGGUCAGAUGAAUAAUGAAUUAUUAGUGGGAUUAAUAGUUCAUAACGAUUCUAAGGUGCUUUUAUUAAUGGAUCAACAUGCUAUUCACGAGAGAAUACGAUACGAAUAUUUAAUUCACAAAUACAAGUCAGAAACGAGAGAUCAGCUGUUUUACAUCAAACUAAAGCAUCCUAUAAUGAUACAAUUACCUACAGAAAAAUGCAAUUUACUACUAUCAAAUACAGUGCGAUUAAACAAAUUUGGAAUAAGCUUGAGCAUCGUAAGCGAUAACACUGUAAUGGUGCAUACAGUGCCAGAAUGUUUAAAAAGAAACAAAUAUCGUUACGACGAGAUGAAAUUAAAGCUCAAAGUGCAGAACCUUUUAAACGAAGUAUUAGAAAACUGUACAAAUAACGAAUGUCGUCGGAUCAGUGAUCUUCCACUCACCAUUCAUAACGCAAUUGCAAUGGAAGCUUGUCACGGUAUAUUCUACUUUGUUUGCUUAUCUAUAAUUUUAUAAAUAAUUUA